GUCUGGCGAGCGGUCGCAACCCGACAGUCGCGCGCUCGUAUCCACACGUAUUUCUCGCUCCCUCGCGCGUGUAACUUUUUAAUGAGGAGAGAAAAGGAAGAAAGGAAAAUACGAGAGAACGGGAAAAACUGCGGUAUGUGAGACGAAAAAUAUCGUUUCGAAAAUGAAUAAACGUUUUCUUUGUCGUGAAAUUUUGACUAACAAACUGACGGAGCUUUCGUUGAAAAUAAUCAAUCGCGCUGGAGAACCAACAUCCUCGAGCUCGAUUAUCGAGGUUUUCAUUUUGGAGCACGUCGCGUAGCGAUGAUUCAACUCGAAAUUCGGUAAAGGAUUAAUCGGUAUCGCCUGUGACAAUAAAGAUACCCGAAGUCGCUUGUAACGGGAAGCUAGUGAGUCGUGACAGAAGUGAAAGUGCAGCUUGCUAGUAAUUAGGAAAAUAAAAGAACGACGGAGAGGUUUUUUUGAACUUCCAUUCGAAUAACGUGAAGUUUUGCGGUGGGGGGGGAAAGAAAGAAGUGCGAGUACUCGGGAUAUGGAGAGGAAUUAAUGUUUCUCCCUGAUAUUCACGCCCCUCUGGUCCAGAGGCGCGACAGAAGUGGGAGAAAAAACUCGCCUCGUCGUUGAGCACACACGUGUUUUCGUCUGUCAUCGACGUUGCCAGAUCGGUAAAAGACUCCUGCAGUAGUAAAUGUCUUGGAUAUCCAGACGCUUCUCGCGCCUCGUAUCAAAGCCGAGAGGGAAAUAAUCGUCGGGCGGGCAGGAGAGGGGCACGUGUGUCCGUAUCGAUAAACUGCUUGCUCCGUUUCGACAGUUCGAUUCCCUCGUAAAUUUCGUAACAGCGUUUCGGGAUCGUUUAUUGACGAGAUUUCGUUCUCGUCGUCGAAAGUAUAUUCGAGUACGAUAGGGCCUUGGAUCGCCGUGAGGAUAAAAAAGCCCCUCGAUAGUAAGAACACGGAGGAAGGGAGAGAGACACUAGUGAAGGAAGAAAAAAAGGAGUAAAACAGCCGAAAACCCGUUUGACGAGAUUCUAGACAGCUGAAUUGAAUCCGCGUUACAAGGGCUCCAAUUUCAAGCCCAUUCAGUUGGGACAUCGGAAUAAGCGAGACGAAGAGGCCGAGCAAAAGGUCAUGUAAAUCAAGACGGAAUUAUUCUCAGUGAUUCACGAUCUUGCUCGAGACACGCGAUACCAAAAAGCGAAAGAAAGCAGCGCGCUCGCCCUCUCUCUGCUGGCACUAUUUGAGCCCCGGUAAACAAGGGAUUGUCCAAAAUGUUAUUCGACGAUGCUCAUUGACGAUAUUAGCUCGUAUUCCACCUGAAGAGAGAGGCAAGAAGAAAAAAAUGUUGGACAACACGGAAGAUUCGCCGAAGCGAAGAUCGACGUUUUACGUAUCUCUGGACGGCGAGCCACGUCAGAAUGCGUCAAAACUGGUGAAGACCCUGUCCAACGCGGAGAGCGAAAAGUAUACUUGCAACACGUUCCCGAUAAGUACAGCGAAGAAUCCACCGAGUGCCGUACUCACGCGGACUUUGAGCAACACCGAGACUUUCGUCGGUAAACAAACGCGAAACCUUCCACAGAGGAGCAUGAGCAUCGACAACACCGGUGUCGACGCCGGGGCAACAACGUUGCCGGUCGAGCCGCGGGGAAAAGUUCAGUCUCUGACGAGAAUAUUCGAGGCUCCGGGGAGAAGUCGUGAGCCAGGACACGAGACGAGUUCCAACGAGAGUCAGCAGACGCGAAAGAAAGUCGAGAGAACGCGCUCGUUCAAGACUAUCGAACGAUUCCAGAGCCGAUUCACCGGUAGAAAGGAAAUUGCUCGGAGUAACGGCAAAGAAGUAACUUCCGGUGUGGCGAGUCAACGUUUGAACAGCACCAUUGGGUGUCUCGAAGCUGGACGCGAAGAGUCAACAGCCGAUAGACGGAGAAAAAAAGAGGAGCUCAAGGACCCGGUUCCCACGGAGGCGAACAAGGAGCCGGGAACUUCGAAAAUCUUCAAGGAAAGCAGCGAGAACAAAAAGGUCGAAGCUAAGACCCGGAAAUUUGGAAAAGACAUAAAUCCACGAAAUCCAACGAUUUUGACGACUUCGCUGAAUAAUCAGGCGAACGAGAGCUCGGCGAGACGAACGAAGCCAAAUAAUACGAACGUCGGUGGAGUCUCGAGCAGCGUCGCCAAUUCGUCGUUGAAAAUCGGUGAAAAUCAAUCUCUCGGCUCGUCAUCCUCGAGCACGACGUUCACGAGCCUCAUCCGUCGAACUCACAGUACCAAAGUCGCCAGGAGUGCGAGCACUCUCGUCAGAUCGGACGCCAUUAACCCUAACAAAAGGCACGUACUCUCGUCAUCCGUUUCCUGCGACAAUUCGACCGGUAACGAUCGUAAAAUCGUCGUUUCUUCCAUAAAUUCGGUCGAUUGUUGCAACGACAAGGAUUACACGUGCGCGAAUAACGAGCGAUGUCUCAGACGCGAGACUUCCGGUGCGCGUAACAGCGAAGAUUUAUUCGGAGGCAACGAAUCAUCCUCGGCGUUCGAGGAUCCGGACGGCGACGCCGGCGUUCAUUCAGACACAUCGUACGAAAAGGCCUGCAGAAGGGGCAGCGCGCCCGCCACCCCGGUCCUGGGCGCGAGGCCACUCGAUGUCACCCCCAACAGAAUAGUCAAUUUCUUCUCCAAGAGAUCGUUCCGCUCGAACCCCCUUAAGAGAACGAAGAGCGUGACGAAGCUCGAACGACAGAAACAACGAGGCGCCGGACUUCGCGGUUGUCGAUCCCACGAAUCUCUACUUUGUGGUCAGGCCGUGACCUCGAUGGAUCUCGCAGCUGUGACGCCGCUUCAUCCGAGUCUCCUCGGUAGACCUCAUUGUUUUCAAGUAACCCCGAGCACAGGUGGACCAAAGUACUUUAGCUGUAGAACUGCGCACGAACGAGAUCAAUGGCUUCACAGCCUGAGAAAAUCCGUUCAACCGGACGCCGAACAGACACGUCGAACGGACAACUCGCUGCAGAUUUGGCUCCUCGAAGCCAAAGGCGUACCGAUGAAGAAACGUUACUUUUGUGAGGUUUGCUUGGACAGUACUCUGUACGCUCGUACCACAGCCAAAGUGAAAACGGAACUGUGCUUCUGGGGCGAACACUUUGACUUUCAUCAUCUGCCCUCCGUCAAUACUAUUCAAGUUAAUUUGUAUCGCGAAGCCGAUCGGAAGAAGAAACGUGACAAAAACGUAUUGAUCGGCUCAGUCAGCAUACCGGUGCACAACGUGACGUCACGUUAUCUGACGGAGAAAUGGUACCCCGUCGUGGGUGACAAGGGCCCUUUGAAAGAGCCACCCUCGCUGAGGGUCAAGUGUCGAUUCCAAUCGGUUGACAUACUGCCGGUACAAGUUUAUCAAGAAUUUUUGGAGUACCUGAAAACCGAUUAUGCUUCUCUUUGCGAAAAGCUCGAACCGGUUAUUGGCGUCAAAGCCAAAGAGGACAUCGCCACAGCUUUGGUUGCGGUUAUGCAACGUGAAAAAAAGGCUCCACAAUUUUUGGCCGAUUUAGUAAUGAUGGAUAUUCAUAGAAUAGAUGACGAGAGGCUCACGUUCCGUGGAAAUUCUUUGGCUACGAAAGCGAUGGAAGCCUACCUUAAGUUGACGGGUGAUCGUUAUCUCCAAGACACUCUGGGCGCUGUUGUCCGAGCUGCGGUAGAGGGCGGCGAUUGUGAAGUCGAUCCUUUGAAAGUUGCUUCGGUCGCUGCGCUCCACAAGCAACAACACAAUCUUCGUGCAGCGGUUGAGCUCGCCUGGAGUCGGAUACUCUCGAGCCACGCACAUUUCCCCCUCGAGCUGCGAGAAUGCUUUCGCAUUUUUCGCGAACGUCUAGCCGAAAUGGGGAGGGAAGACAUUGCUGACAAUCUCAUAUCAGCUUCAAUCUUCCUCAGAUUCCUUUGUCCUGCUAUUCUCAGUCCGUCUCUCUUCAAUAUUACCCACGAAUAUCCGAACGAGAAAGCAGCGAGAAAUCUGACCCUGGUGGCUAAGACGCUCCAAACCCUGGCGAAUUUCACGCGGUUUCAGGGCAAGGAAAAUUUCAUGGAGUUCAUGAACGAUGUGCUCGAAAGGGAGGCACCGUCGAUGAAAAACUUUUUACAACUCAUAAGUAGCCCAUUGCCAAAAGACGCGCCAUCGAACAAUUCCUUGGAAUUCGACGGGUACAUAGAUCUGGGGAAGCAGUUAUCGCUUCUCCACGCGUUGUUGCGUGAAAGCGUAGCAGCAACGCCGUCUUCGCCGUCAUCGCCAUCCUCGGCGUUGCCAGAAAUAUUGGACAGAAUAUCAUCGGCUUUGGAUCAGCCGGGCCCAAGUCCGACGCCGGUGUCCCACCGUUAUCCGAACAUCCAAAACAACAUAUUCCGUUACAACGAUCCAACGAUCGGUAACAGCAACACGAACCUUUCGAUAUCAGCGACAUCGACGUUGAGUAAUCACAGUACGUUGAACGGUACGUUGCGCGAGAGUAGCGAGGUUCUUCAGUCGAACACACUCGGUCAUCAGAGCACGAGAUCACCGAACGUAGUGAGAGCAGCGACUUUGCCACGAAACGCAUAUUUACCGACCAACGGAAAAUUCCAAUUGCAAAUAAGCUCCGACGAUUAUCACCCGUUGGAGCCAGCGGCGUUUGUCUCGCGAUCACCAACCCCGAUAACUCGUCAGCACAGGCCGAUAGGAUCGAACAGGUCUGCGACAGCUGGUUACCGUUUAACGAGUUCGGCGAGUUUGGCAAACGUGAACAAUUGCCAACAGAAUAUGCCGACGAGUCCAACGCGUUCGGAGAGUCACAGCAAUCUCAAAGACUCCAAUUACAACAUCAAUCAAAACAACGUUACGAACAACUCGAUGGGAGGAAUUCAGCUGCAGUCGUCGCACCAUCAACUGCAGCAGCAACAGCGCCACAACAACGGAAGAAUAGUCAACCUCGAAGUACACGAUGACAAUUACAAUCACAACAAUUACAACGUGUCUCGAUCGGGGAGCAGAAAUCAUUGUAACAAAGAGGAACAAAAUGCGAAUCAGACGCAUCAACAGAACUACAACAACGUUACGAAAACAACGGUUAACGCCAAUCCGUCGAUAGUCAAUCACUCGAGCACGAAUCUCACACUUUCUAUCAAUCAUCAACCAAAUAAUAAUUAUAAUAUUGGUAAAAGCCACAAUAAUCCAUCGACGAAUACGACCGCGAGCACCACGGCCGCGAUCACAACUACGGGCAAUGGCAAUUUGGACGAGUUCUCAGAUUUACUGAGAUACGCCGAUGACGAAGCGUCCGAGUCGAAAUCACAAAAGGGAUCGCAAAUUUCUAUCUCGCAAUUGAGCAACGUUGCUUCCUCCGGUUACCAAAGCUUCGCAGCCUACAGUCAAAGCUCCAGUCCCGUCGAUCUUAGCAACAACGCCAACCCUCACAUUUUGAACGCCGCACCUCUGGCUUUCGCCAAUCCGGUUUAUCACAUGGAAUCAGGACACGUUAGGAGCGGACGGCGUGGCAGCAGCAGCUCCGAAGAACGAGAAGGCGGCGGAGUCGAAGGCGUUCGUGGCGUCGAUCUCAGCCCUUCUCCACCUCCACCACCGAGCAUUAGAAAUAUUCAACGCAACGGACAAAAUCAAUGGAGAAAUACGAAUGCCUCGCAUCGCACUAAUAACGAACAGACCGCCAACGUUUGCUGCACCAACCUCAGGAGAAGACUGUCUCUCGACUCCACCAGAGAUUUGUCCGACACCAGCGAGGAGGAAAGUUGUGCUACAAGACGGAGCAAAUCUCGGAGUCACCGGAGCGUCGAUCAGUACGAGGUGGAAAUCGAGAGGUUGCAGAGUAGCGUUGACCGUUUACGUGCCCGUUUGGGUACGACCGACGAUACCGAAAUUGACGGAAUAGCACCCGACGCCAAAAUGAAGAGCAUCAUCUCCAGGUUAAUCUCUGUGGAGGAGGAAUUACGGAGGGAGCAACAAAAGAUGUCGGCAACACUGUCGUACAAGCAGCGCGUGAUCGACGCGCAGGAGCAACAAAUUGCAGCAUUGGACGCUGCAAAUUCGCGUUUGAUGUCGUCAAACACAAGACUGUUGUCCGCAUUGAGCACGUUGAAGCAACGUUACAACGCAAAAGCGCAGCCGAGUAGCGAGGCUUCGGCAUUACUCCAAAACAUCGCGGACAUCAGCGAGCUCAAGAGUUCGUCUUGUUAGAAACGCAAGAAAAAUGAAAUAAAACCAAGAGAGAAUAAAAAGAGAAAAGCAAAAAAGCUUCGGAAGAGCUUUCACUUCGCUUUAAAACUAUUUUCACGAAAAUCUCAUUUUCGUGAAUUUUCGUGUUUCGUUCGUUCGUUUAUUUUUUUCAUUCGUUUUUAUAUCAUUCGUCGACGUAGGUUUCGCCAAAAAAAGACGAACAAAAAACCAAUCACUACGUAAUUUACUCGAUAAAUGUGUUGAUCGACCGAAAUAUAUUUCGAGAUACAAAAGAAAAAUAGAGGCUAUUUAGCUUAUAAUUAAACACGAGAUAAGUAGAUUCAUUAUUGUCGAAUUAUAUGUCGAAUUAGAGAGAGAGAGAGCGAGAAAAAACAACUAGAAUAGUUUGUACACGAUGAAAAGAAAGAAAAAACAUUUUCGUCUGUUUGAGCUAUUUUUUUCGUCUGGGCGAUGUGCGAACGUCUGAGGAAAAAAAUUGUCAGGCAAAAAAGAAAUUAUGUCACAAAAAUAUCGUCACUUUCAUGGAAAAAAGAGAAAACAAUUUACGUUCAAUUCGUAAUUUAUACGAAUGAGAUACGAGUCGAAGGUUUUAUCGAUAAAAGUGCAAUCUUUUUUCGCUUAUCAAUUAAAUUCUCUAGAUAUCGCUGGCGAAACUUACCAUGACCCCCAAAAACAGCCCAAAAAAUUUCUAUAUAUCUCGAUGAAAUUAUGGAUUAUACUGAAAAAGAAAAGAAAAAUCAGACAAAAAAGGAACUCGAAACGACCACAGCACUAUGGCCAAGAGUUCGAAAGGACCUUGUGUACAUGCUCGUGUUUAUCUUCGAAAAUAAUUAAUAUUCCUUUUGAUUUUUUUUUUUCAAAUAGCCUGAAACUUCUCAGUGCUCGUAACAAUGGAAUGAGAUAUAGACAUACAUAUAUAUACAUAUAUAUAUAUAUUUUUGUUUGCGAUCGAAUAAUCUCAACGCGAUGAAUAUUCAUUCUCGUGAUCUCGAACCGCACCCCUCAAUGCCCCCGUGCCCCUCUCGAAAAUUAUGAUCUAUCUGAUAAUAUUUAUUUAGUAGUUUCUACCAAAGAUGAAUGACAAAAACAGCAAGAAAUGGUUUGACAAUUUGUAUAAAAAAUGUUUCAUGACUUUGUAAGAUAUGUUUUAUUUUAUUUCUAUUUUUCUAUUUUUCUGUUUUCUCUUAUUUUUCAUUUUAUCUAUCGUCUGUGUCGCAAAACCUGAUCGAAGACUUCGUGAACGUGAAAUUUCACUCCUGACUCUCUUUUUAUUUUUAUUUUUUCUUUCGUUUUUUUUUCACCAAAAAUGUAAUUAUUCUUUUUCUUCGUUUUUUUUCUUGAGGACCGAAACUCAAUGACAAGAUUAAUUUAUAUUGUACCACAUAAUAUUAUAUAACUAUAAAUCAAUAUCGUUCUGGUUAAGAGUGAUCGAGGUAUUGCAUGAACCCUUUAAUAUCAUAAAACGUUAUGUUCUUACAUCACCCACGAGAAUUAUCGUAUUAGCCGUAUAUAUUAUAUAUAUAUAUAUAUGCCGGGAGUGAACGUAAGCGAAAUUGGAUUUUUAGUGCGUAACAAUCCUGACACGUGUGAGCGAGUGUGCAAGUGUGUGUGUGUGUGUGCGUGUGUGCGUGUGAAUUACGUUCGAACGAAAACGAGGCUGUAAAUCGACAAUUGCCCUCGAUCGAGAAGAUCGUUCGGUACCGAAAAUCUUGUAAGAAUGUGCUGGAGAAUGAUCGUCUGAAAAACUAAAAACAAACGGUUACGACUUAGUCUAAUCGUAAUAAUAAUUAAAAAAAAAAAAAAGUAUUAUUCCUUUCGUUCUGUAAAUUAAGGCAUUCUCUCUAUCCUCGGAGAGAAUUUAUGUAAUUGUAUCAAUGACUAUUAUUAUUUCUUUAUUUUCGCACAAAUAUUCAUGUAUAGAUGAUUUUUACUUUUUGUUUUGAUUUAUUCUCCCUUUGAAUCAUCACCACCCUUCUCGUCUCUUCGAUUCGAUUCAAUCAUUUUUUUUCUAUGACUUUAAACCACGAGAAUCACGAUUUACAGAAUCAUUCGUUGAGUGUUUAUAAUUUUAAACUUUGAAUUAAUAUAUUGUCACUAUUGAUGCGCUAACGUUUGUUGAAUCGCAAGUGAGAAAUGUUGGAAUCAUAUAUCGCAUGUGUAUAUGCUGCUGUAUCGUACUUCUCCGUUCUCUCUUAAAUGAAAUUUUAAAAAAUUCAAUAAAAAAAAAACACCGACCCAAUAGAGCGAACUAAGCAUUGGUAAUGUCUUUCUCAAUUAUGAAUUACCUGUAUUUAAGCGUUUAGUAAUUAUUAGUACUACUACGAAAAAAUAAAUAUCGAUUAUAGACAUUAAA
Venturia canescens is the source of this 8554-nucleotide messenger RNA. RefSeq names its product Ras GTPase-activating protein raskol (gene raskol). Gene Ontology annotation, biological process: regulation of GTPase activity. Lineage: Eukaryota; Metazoa; Arthropoda; Insecta; Hymenoptera; Ichneumonidae. The record is from RefSeq and is a predicted model, not a curated record. Bases 1339 to 6201 code for a protein of 1620 amino acids. The transcript has 10 exons.